GUCAAGUCAAGUUGGCAACGUUGCUUUUAGUGUCAAUAAUAAAUACAAACUAAAAUUGCUUCCGUGGCGGCUCCAGAAAAACAAUAUAAUUGGACUUCGCAAACUUCUUUCCAACCUGUGGUGCGGCCUCAACAUUCCAAUUUUAUCAUGAAGGUAGAUGAAAGUGAAGCCUAUCAGAGCAUCAAAACUUCAAUUGAAGCCCACCGAACAGAUGUUUUGAAAGCAGUAAUCGACACAGUAAAAAAAGAAUGGGAGGAGAAAGAUUUCUUUAAAUUUUUAAACAACUCAAGAGAAGAAGGGUCAUUUCUGCAUUUGGUUACCAAGAACAAUCAAGCAGAUAUGGUUAGACUUUUACUGAGUUAUGGAGCAGAUCCUACAGUUGUCAAUGGAAAGGGAGAAAAUGCUUUAGCUGUCACCUCCAACAAGCACACAAAGUCUGCGUACAAAGAUGCAUUGUUUGCAUCUAUUGCCAGCCAUGAUAUGCGAAUGACAGAAAAGCUAUACAUGGCAGCUACAGAAACAGAUAUAAGGGACAAUUUGGAAAAACUUAACACUCCGUUACAUUGGGCAGUUUCAUUUCUUAAUAAAGAAGCAAUACACUUUCUAACAGAACAAGGAGCUAUACUGGACAGUAUAAAUGCAAAAGGAAUGACUCCAUUGCACGAAGCUGUUCAAGCAGGGAACUAUGAUAUUGUUAAUCUACUCAUAAAAAUGGGCGCAGAUGUUAACUGUCUUGUUCAAGGGAAUAGCAAUUUGAAAGGCAUGUCAGCCAUAGAUUUGGCCAUUCCUGGUUCAGAGAUGAUGAACCUUCUUAUGCGUUACCGUAAUGCUAACGACGGGUUAGGCCCACCUAGAGAACUAGUAGAGAUGAAUGGCAAUGUCAACGGUAAUGCUCAACACAGAGAUGGUCGAAUGGGGCCUGCUUCACCCGACGGAGCUGAAAGUGCACUUAGUGUCGAGGAGAUCACGACUUCUUUGCCAUUUAUACGUGCACCGAUACGUCCAGUAAUCACAGACGCCCGUUUACAUUGGCUAUGGCCUCCACCGAAGCAAAUUCAACAACUGGAAGGACUACCGUUCUUAAUUCAUCAGCCAUGGAGCAUAUCAUUCGUCUCUUGCUCUAUUCCAUUACAUGACAUACUGGAUAUCUGGGAUGCGCACAAGGCCCCGCUUUCUUUGCUAGGAAUAAAUCCUAUUAUCGGCAACGUGAAGCCCAAUAACACAACCACGACGGAUGACAACGACAGCAGAUUAACCUGCUGUAUCAAAGCGCAACUCUUUCCUGGCCCUGAAAGUUACCGAUUAACUAUAUCAUCUUCUAAAAUAGCCAUAAUCGCCGCCGAUCGGCAAGGACUACAUUAUGCCUUGAGUAGUCUCGAGCAGCUUAUAGUAUUAUGUCUUGACGAUGGUCAUUUACCACCACUGCACAUCGAGGAUAGUCCUUCCCUACGAAUGCGUGCCGUUGUGCUUGACGUGAGUUCUGCUGGUCGUGUCCCACUUCUCGAUUCUCUGUUUUCCAUGAUUGAUAUCUGGCGCUCCUUGAAACUCAAUCAAGUUCACCUCUACAGCCGAGUUAAUAGCUCAGCAGGGUUUCAAUGGCCAUGGCCCUAUAGUAAAAUUGAGGUGAUAAGUCUGGAUCGCUAUUGCAUGGACCGAGGGAUGGAACUUGUACCGGCGCUUGAUGUAGAUGGUGAUUUUAAAGAACAACACUUACUACAAGAUUUGGUGACCACAUCUCAGUGGUGUUUCCCAUCCACCAAACUUUUUCACGCCGGCCCCGGCUUGACAACUCUACUUGCUGAAGCCAAUUAUGAACUAUUGAAUGGAAAUGCGUCAGAUAGAACAUGGCUUUUGUGUGCCAAUAGCUUGAGGGAGAAGAAAAUACUGCCAAACUUGAACUUCGGGCAUAUUCUGGUUGAGUAUGGAUUUCAGGCAGACUACAAUUUCCACGAAAAAACUCAAUCGGCGUGGGAAAGUUCGGCUGCUUUGUGCUUCUGCGCUGGAACUGCCUCUUGGGACAGUUUAAUAGGAUACCCCGAAGCUGCCUCAGCCAACAUUCUUCAUGCUGUGCAAGCUGCUGUGGAAAGAGGAUCGUUAGGAUCAUUUGUAGCUACAUGGACUGAUUCGGUGGCUUUAGGAUCGCUACAUUUUGCCUGGCCGGGAUGGAUUUUGCAGGCUGGAUUAGCCUGGAAUCAUUCCGUUCAUUGGGAUUUUAUUCAAAAUUCACUGGGUGAGCUCGUUUCGCUUUGGGUGUUGAACGAAUCAUUCGACAAGCGUUCUUCAGUGGGUGUAGCCAUCGUUGAGAUGGGCCGGCUGGAAACUUGGCUUCUUCGUCACGCUCGCGGAGAGCUUGACCUUCAUAAUGCAUUCGAUGCUACUACGAUUCCACCCUCUCUGCCCCCAAGCGAAGGGUCUAUUCAUUACCGCUUAAUUUUAGAUCCCGAUAGUGUUAACGUAGACAACCUCAAUAUGGAAUGUGUCGUGCGAACCAUCCGGCAUUCGAAAAAAUGGCAUAAACUAUUAACUGAAGCAACCAUGACAGAAAGCCGUAAUUAUUUCAUGAAAACAGUUGCGCUUCAAGCUCUCCUAUCUGCAGAUUUCCUCCUCCUGGCCUGUCGCAUUUUGAGGGGAAUUCUUACAACUGGGAGCAAUCCAAAUAGCAAUAUGGGAGUAGCCGCAAUCAACCUAGGUGUAGUGAACUUAACGCCAACUUUACGAACAGACGCUGCCAACAGACUGCUCAGCCUAACCGAGCGUUUCCAGCAGUUGUGGAUGCAACAAUAUCAAAAUCCCUCGAAUGGACUGAAUAAUAUAAUAGGAGCCCUGAAUGCAUCGAUUCAACGGCUUUUGGCUAAUGUCGACACAUCCGAUUUGUAGGCGUCGAUUGGUUUGAGUCGUUUUGUUGAUUUGGCUUUUGCGUAGAAAGUCGAUGGGUCAGCCAUGAUGCGCUGGUGAUUUGGAUAUGGGUCAGCGAUGAUGCGCUGUCAAUUCGGAUACAAUUUGUAAGCAACAACACAAAAGAAGGCAAAAAGGUUUAAACAUUCCUUCAACCUGUUUUCGGCACAUUCUGUCCUGGGAUUUGUUUCGAGCGGAACAGUAUUAUAUUGUCAAACAUUAAUCUUGCUUUUUAUGCAUGAGAUAUCUUUUUAGCAAUCCAUGUUAUUUGUUACAAACAUAGCCAGCAGAAAAAUAUUAUGGACACGGUUAACUUAA
Molecule: messenger RNA, 3213 nt
Organism: Daphnia magna
Lineage: Eukaryota; Metazoa; Arthropoda; Branchiopoda; Diplostraca; Daphniidae
Exons: 17
Coding region: 148-2877 (909 amino acids)
Cellular component (GO): nucleus; cytoplasm
Molecular function (GO): protein binding
Source: RefSeq, a predicted model, not a curated record